Messenger RNA from Raphanus sativus (radish), 1305 nucleotides. RefSeq names its product probable protein phosphatase 2C 49. The record is from RefSeq and is a predicted model, not a curated record. Gene Ontology annotation, biological process: protein dephosphorylation. Gene Ontology annotation, molecular function: protein serine/threonine phosphatase activity; cation binding. NCBI's taxonomy places the organism in Eukaryota, Viridiplantae, Streptophyta, Magnoliopsida, Brassicales, Brassicaceae.
CGGAUAAUUUUAGUCUGAGCGAGGAAAAAAAACGCGAACUUUGAAAUUGUCAAAAUAUACUUCGGACACAAGUGAUUAAAGAGUUAGAGUCGAUCUUGUUGUGAAACUGAAAUUGAUUGCGAAAAGAGAGAGAGAUGGUAGCAGAAGCAGAGGUUGUGUUUCAACAGAGUUUGCCGUUAGUUCUGGAUAUUGACGGAGUUUCUUCCGCCGUCAUAUCUCCACUUUCUUCUCCCAAACUUGGUAUCCGUCGGUCGCCCGCGUCGGUUUCCGGCGGUUUAUCGACUUCUCCGGUGUUGGGUAUACAGCAGGAGGAUGUGUUCGAUUCUAGUGUCCCGGUUUAUGUUCCGACCAUACGGUCAGGAAGCUACGCUGAUAGAUAUAGGGCCAAAGAGAAACAUGGAAGACGAACACAUUUGCGUAGAUGAUCUAUCCUCCCAACUUAAUUGUCUUUCCGAAUUGCCAAAUCCUACUGCUUUCUAUGCGGUAUUUGACGGUCACGGAGGAUCAGAAGCAGCAACGUAUGUAAAACAAAACGCCAUCACAAAUGCAAAUGCUGGAGACUGCCGAGCGGUUCUUUGCAGAAAAGGCAGAGCCAUAGAGUUGUCUCACGACCAUACACCCAUCAAUCCACUAGAGAGAAGGAGAGUUGAAGAAUGUGGAGGUGUCAUCGAAGACGGUUACUUAAACGGAGAGCUAUCCGUGACGCGAGCUCUCGGCGACUGGGACAUGAAACGCACACCGCACGGCUCCUCCUCCUCUAAGUCUCCGCUUAUCUCCGAACCUGAGAUCAAGCAGAUAAGUUUAACGGAAGAGGACGAGUUUCUUGUGAUGGGGUGCGACGGGAUUUGGGAUGUGUUGACGAGCCAAGAAGCGGUUAGCAUCGUGAAGCGGGGAUUGAACAGGCACGACGAUCCAGCGAGAUGCGCGAGGGAGCUUGUGAUGGAGGCGCUGAGGCUGAACACGUUUGAUAACUUAACAGCUGUUGUGGUAAGCUUUGCGACGACGGUGGUUCCGUUGGAGAAGAAGAAGAAACAGUGUUUUAGCCUUACACCGGAGGCUUUACGUAGCUUGAGGAGUCUGUUGGAUGGCUGAAACUAUUGUGUUGUUAUUGUUGGUGACACUGAUGAUGAUGACGAAAAAUCUUAAGAGUUGUAGAGUGUAUACUAUAUAUAUGAUGGUGUGUGUCUAUGUGAUUACAGUUUUUGUGUACAAGCUUAAGCUGUUUGAUUGUUUUGUGUAUAGUGAGAAAAGAAUAUGUAUUGCUUGAUCUCAUCUUUUAUUAAUUAAAUUUAAACUGUUAAUUUC